AUGCAAUUCAAAUCUACUAUUCAACUUUUGGCUUUGGCUGCCGCUGUUUCAGCUGCUACGACAUCUGAUGAAGUUAACUCUUCUUCUUGGACCACUUUGAAACCAAGUGCUACAUACAAGAGCGCUACCACAGACUACAGCUCAACCUUUGGUAUCGCUAUUGAGCCAAUCACAACUGGUUCCUUGGCUCCAACUACCUCUUCUACUGCCGCUGUCCAGUCAUCUUCUACUUCUGCCUCCUCUAAGGCUAAGAGAGAUGCCGUCUCCCAAAUCGGUGAUGGACAAAUUCAAGGUACUACCAAGACUGCUAGCUCGACUAGCAGCACAACUUCAAAGGUCAAAUCGACUUCUCCAGGAGUCUCUCAAAUCGGUGACGGUCAAAUUCAAGGUGCCACUUCAACUUUGGAACCAUCUAGUAAAUCUGCUAGCACCGCAACCGGUGCGUCUCAGAUCUCUGAUGGACAAGUUCAGGCCACAUCUACCGCCGAGACUUCAGACGAAGAUGAGCAGGAUGGUAUCAAAUUGACUGCAUGUGCUACCAGCGGCACUCUGUCCAUGACUUUGAAGGAUGGUAUUCUAUACGAUGGCAAGGGAAGAGUUGGAGCUAUCGUCUCUAACAGACAAUUCCAAUUCGAUGGUCCACCACCACAAGCUGGUUCCAUUUAUGCCAACGGUUGGUCUAUUACCCAGGAUGGUAAUUUGGCACUCGGUGACAGUGACGUUUUCUACAAGUGCCUAUCAGGAGACUUCUACAACUUGUACGACGAAAACAUUGCAGCUCAAUGUAGCGCAAUCCAUUUGAACAUCGUCAGUUUGACCGACUGUUAA
This is a messenger RNA of Kluyveromyces lactis, 828 nucleotides long. RefSeq lists its product as uncharacterized. The record is from RefSeq and is a predicted model, not a curated record. Bases 1 to 828 code for a protein of 275 amino acids. NCBI's taxonomy places the organism in Eukaryota, Fungi, Ascomycota, Saccharomycetes, Saccharomycetales, Saccharomycetaceae. Gene Ontology annotation, biological process: fungal-type cell wall organization. Gene Ontology annotation, molecular function: structural constituent of cell wall. Gene Ontology annotation, cellular component: fungal-type cell wall. The transcript has a single exon.